This is a messenger RNA of Mercenaria mercenaria, 3953 nucleotides long. RefSeq lists its product as uncharacterized. Gene Ontology annotation, biological process: intermediate filament cytoskeleton organization; wound healing. The record is from RefSeq and is a predicted model, not a curated record. Gene Ontology annotation, cellular component: cytoplasm; cytoskeleton; intermediate filament. Bases 484 to 3096 code for a protein of 870 amino acids. Gene Ontology annotation, molecular function: structural molecule activity; protein binding. The transcript is spliced from 18 exons. NCBI's taxonomy places the organism in Eukaryota, Metazoa, Mollusca, Bivalvia, Venerida, Veneridae.
GUAUGCAUCGGAAUAACCACAAGUUACUAAAAAUUAUUUCAUGACUAGGAAGUGAUCAGCUGGAUCUUGAAAAUUCUUGCCUGUUUGUUAGUAGUGAAAAUUAAUUCUUGAAUCUAUAGUUAGAUUAGCAAAACUAAUUUGGAGUUUUCUCUUAAUGUACACACAAUUUAGAUUAAAUCACGUUCAAGAUUUUCACACACUUUUGUGUUUUUGUGUAGGAAAAUAGUUCUAAUUUGAAACCUUUCACCAUUCAUCGUAUAGAAUAUUUAAGAUCUAUACAAAAUAGCAAAAGUGUGUCUACUUGACAAGCGAUUGACCAAAUUAUUUGGAGUACCUGACGGUUUAUUUGGACAUACUUGCAAUCGUAGGUAAAAUCACCAACAGACAUAGGUUCUCAGACUAAACGUUGCAUAUAUCUCAGCAGUUUUCUGAAUGUGCUGUUUCAAAUAUUGAAUACAGUUUGAAAUUCAUUAAACGCUCAUAAUGCUUUGUAUGGAUAUAAAGUUGAUCUAUAAUAAGAGAAUGGCUGAUGUAGAGGUACAGAAAUGCCUGGACUGGCUGCUGGAACAGAAGAAUGACUUGGAGGAGACAAGUUUUGGAUGCAACAGGCAGUCGGUAAACGAGGGUACCGCACACCAUUCACAGCAUAAAACAAAACUUCGAGAAUAUAUCAAACACAUGGAUAAACUAAAAAUCAAACAUACAUUGACAGAUGAAGAAUUGAGUUCGUUGUAUGGCACAUAUCAAACAGUUCAGACUCUAGCCGACAAGAAGACAAGUUGUUUCGAAGUCAUGAAUGGAAUAACGAAUUUGGAAGACCAUAUUCAGGGUCUGAGUACAGAGUUUGACAACAAAGCCGUCCAUCUGGUCAACCUUUCCAUAAACAACAGAAAGAAAGCCGAGAACAACACUCUCAGCAACGAAAGCAUGGCAAAAACAACAAAGAAUUGUGUUAGCGGUGUCAGACAGUCGUGGCGGUGGGUGGAUGAAGUUAUGCAAUGUGCACAUGUACAUUUAGCAAAUGCUGGAGCUUAUCACGAGUUUUUCCAUGAUGUAGAGGAAGUAGAUUACUGGAUGAACAACAUUAUGUCUAACAUGCAUUUGACAUUUUCGAGACAAAGGUUGGACGGUGACAGCUCAAACUUGUCCGCAAUCAAUAGUGAGAUGAAGGAUACUCUUAUGGCCUACCUGCGAUGGCAGGGUAAGGUGGACAGUCUGUUUGCACGUGCACGAGAUAUAGUUCCCGUACAUAAAAGGACGUCAAUCAUCAAAGGAUCUUGUCCAGUUUUAGCUUUAACAACUUACAAAACAAACGAGAUCGAAUUCCAGGAAGGAGAGACGUUGACUUUGUUGAACAAUUCAGACAAAAGCAAAUGGCAAGUGAAGAAUUCUGCAGAACAAGUUGCUUUUGUGCCAGCCGUUAUCCUACUAAUUAAUGGUCCAACAGGGGAGGCAAUCGACGCUGCACUUAGACUUCGGAUACAGUUAAUGAGUCUGUGGACCACCAGCACCAAGAGGUUAGGGUAUCAAAUGAUAGCGUUUAUGCAGACGAUAUUCCGUGACUGGACACCAGAGGAGAUAAAAGCUAUCCAGAGCAUGCCAAAAGCCAACAGGGAUGAACUACUAAAAAUCCUUAAGACAACAGAAUCCACACUCGAAAAGAACUGGGACGGUUACGAAGGGUUCGAAGACUUGCAGGAACGAAUCUCAAGACUGAGAACUAUCCUGGAAGAAGCAAAGGACGAGAACGCGUCUCACAACGGUACAUCAGGAGAAGUUGUGAUUCAAGUUAGAAUGCUUGAGGAUCUUUUAAAUCAUUACCAGGAGUUUUGGACGUACUGGGAAACCUACAAGGUUGUCGUUGAGGUGCUCAUGCAGCCAAAAUACAUUCUUGUAUGCGAUAAAUGGGACGAGCUGAAGUAUAAAUCUACUGCACAUUUCGUAAGAUUCUGGGAUACAAACUUGUUGUUGCCAAAGGAUGGCGGGAAAACAUAUAAAGCGGAAGCUGCCCUUACUUUACAUGAGACGCCGAAAACAAAACUUACAGACGAUAUGGUAAAAGAGGUUAUGUCAUCGACAUCUGUAGAAAAAACUGAUAGCACUUUAUCUGAUGCUCUAUCAAAACUAAAUGAUGGACAAGGUCUUGAUGAUAGAGAUGGACCUUCUGAAUCGGAAUAUAAAGACCGUCAUUUGUUGCAAUCCGCCGCGUCUAUAGAAGCAGACGAAGACUGGUCAACUUCAACGGACUUAACGGAAAUCAGAAAACGUCAGCAGACGACAACGGAUCAGGUCACUAGCUCCACGGAGGAAGUGCGCCAUACUUUCGUCAUUAAAAAAGUCACUGAUCCAAGAACAGAAGAGGAAAUCAGUCUUACUGAGGCCGUUUUGGCGGGAAUUAUUGAUCAAGCGUCAAGUCGGUAUGUCAAUAUUGUAACGGGCGAGAGCGUGUCACUUCAAGAGGCUAUGGCUAUGGGAGAUAUAGUUGUAGAGUUCAAAUCCCAGAAGAAGAUUCGUGAGGAGAAGUCUUCAUAUGGUAUAAUUACAAUCAAAACUUCGGUGGAAACUAGGCCAUACACAAUUCUUAGUGUAAUAGAUCCAAAAACUGAGAAGGAGAUUUCGGUGCAAUCAGCGUAUAGAAAAGGAAUAUUGAGCAAAAUAAACGCUUGUUAUAAGACAGAAACUGGGGAGGAAAUAUCUGUCACUGAUGCUAUACAGAGCGGUCUGGUAAAAGCCGAAUUCCAUGGUGAAGAACAGCAGGGAGAAGAAGAAGAGACAAAAACAUAUGCAGUAAACGCUGUAUGUGAUCAAAAACGCAAAACCAAAGUGCCAUUCCAGGAAGCCAUGGAUAUGGGAUUGCUUGAUGCUGAGGAAGGAGUAUAUGUUAAUAAUGUAACAAAAGAAAGAAUCCCAAUUACAGAUGCAAUAAUGAGUGGUCUUAUUAAAGCUAAAAUAGUCACUGAUACAUCAAAACUUGACAUUGAUCCAACAAAUAGAAUUGUGGUUAGAAGGACGUCUUCAAUAAAAGAAAAAGUUCUGAAGGCGGUUAAGGUUUCAAGAGCAUUCAGAUCUAAUAUUGAUACUAUUAAUGGACAAUGAUCGGAUAAACUGAAACUAAUCUGAUAAUUGUAAGUUGAUGUGGUGGAUAGGAACUGAAACUGACAAAUUAAAAGUUAAUGUCCCGGUCCAAUUUAGACUUGAAAUAUGAAAUUAAGAUAUGGGAAUUUAAUCUCACAAAUUGGGACAGAUCUGACAAAUGCCAAUUAAUUCUGUAAACCGGAAUAAUCUAAAUGAAAAUCAAUCAAAUUGCCAUAGAAGCAAUGAAUAACAUAUGUAUAUGUUUUGAACUUUGGCUACCACUCAUUUGGUGCUUGGAAUGCUAGAAAAAUAGGGUCAGCAAUAAUGAUUUCAGAGCGCUACUCUAGGUAUGUCGUAAAGAGUGAAGCGAUAUUGUUUCUUUAUGCUCACAUUAGUUUUAUAAUUGAUACAGUUUGUAACAUUAUACAAAAAGUCAGUCCACAUUUUGUUAACAUUUGCAACCUAAAUUCUAAUGCCAUACAAACAAUAAUUAUCUAAGUUUAAACUUUUCUUUAAGCACUCACUAUUCGUUCAAGAGCGAAUUUAAAAUUGGUUCAUUUUUGAUCAACAUAAUGAUUUUUAUUCACCAUUUUUCUAAGUCAAAGAUAUUCUGCUGCAACUGUUGUGCGACAAUGACUGUAAUUUAUUCCGAUUAUCUUUGGGGUAAGUCCUGUUUGUCGCCAUUUCGAAAGCCUACAUUUUAUUGUUUUUAAAUCCACAUGCUACUUGAUAUUUAGUAAGGAAUCUGAUACCUGCAUUUAUCUUGUGCUUCAUUUUGCUAUUUUUGUCUUUGUGUAUCAUGCUUUUUAAUGAAUAAUGCUGUUUUUAUAUUUGUGUGAUAUGAAAUAUUUUUAUAACAAUAAAACAGUUAUACAUAG